Saccostrea echinata is the source of this 1287-nucleotide messenger RNA. RefSeq lists its product as uncharacterized. The record is from RefSeq and is a predicted model, not a curated record. Bases 144 to 1148 code for a protein of 334 amino acids. NCBI's taxonomy places the organism in Eukaryota, Metazoa, Mollusca, Bivalvia, Ostreida, Ostreidae. The transcript is spliced from 17 exons.
ACCGUCAAACACAGCCGUAUAACUGAAGAGUUCAUCGCAGCCCUUGCUGGAGUCAUUGCUGGAGAAAAGGAUUAAGAGCGUUAGAAGAUACUCCCUGUAAAAAUGUUGACAAAAAUUGUCGGCAAAAGUAGGGAAGCCCGUGAAUGACUCUGCAGUAUCUUCUAGCUUUGGCUUCAGCUAUAUUGUUCACUCUCAAGUAUAAGACCUGUUUUGCUAAACAAUGUAUUGAAUCAUUUCCAACUAUAAAAGGAGUGAAACAAUGCCCGAUGACAGAAGAAGCAUGGCUGCAUGCUGCCAAAAGGAAAAGGUGUGAUGCACUAGCAAAUAUACAAACAUGUGUCCCUGAGCCGGACAGAUUCGUGUACCAUUGUUUGGUAAAUCAGUGGGGUAAUGGGACGGUUGAAGUGUGCGCUCCAAUAUGGAUUCUUACAGGAUAUUGUGGGUACUAUGACACUGUUAUUGGGAAAAUCGUCAACGAUGUUCAGAAGGACUGUACAACUGAUGUUAAUUCCUGUCCGCUUAGGUACAAUUCCUCGGAGUCUUUCAAAUACCCCAGAUGCUAUGACGUUAAGAAGAGUAAAGAAAACACACUAGGGGAUUGUAAAAGCUCAACGGAAUCGCAGAAUGAGUGGAUGAUAAUAGCGAUUAUUCUUGCUAUAUGUUCCUGUAUAAUAAUUGCUGUUAUAUGCUGGUGGUCAAGACGAACAACAGGAAAAUUUGAAUUGAGAAAUCAUCAAAGAGGCCAAAAUUCACACGGACAAGCUCAGGUUAAUGGGGAAGAGGCUUUACCUUUGAAUAAUGAAACUUCAGAUGCUUGUGGAGCUGUUUCAACCAAGGAGGACGCACUCGACGAAAAACGGACAAGUGGCAAUAUAACAUCAAUUGAAGUCUAUGGCAGAGAAUUUGUAUACCAAGCAACACCAUCGAUCCAUGUUUAUAGCAGUGGAAGUUCAAAUUAUAUAAACUCAGACCUUCUUGACACAGCUACUUCAGAUGGAAUGGAGACGGAUAAGGGAGAAAAUGCACUUUCAGAAAGCUAUCCUAGGAUGCCAGAUACCUUCAGUACCAAAAAGAGACGAAGAAGAAGGAAGAAAAAUAAACAUCAUAUAGACGAUUUUCGUGUGAAAGGAAAAGGGGGUAAACAAUAAGGACAUACUUUAAUCCGAGAGAAGGAGGGCAAGGGCACUGAUAUCCAUCAGAGUCGGUGUUUUCAUCAAUUACUCGACUAGGCUGCUCACAUUUAGGCAUGAGAAGUGUUGAUGGCUGAUGGUUCUGCGGAGGAUAUCU